Molecule: messenger RNA, 734 nt
Organism: Vitrella brassicaformis
Lineage: Eukaryota; Vitrellaceae
Source: the annotation of a GenBank genome assembly
CUAGCGCUUCAAGUCCUUGGUUGCGUCGACCACCUGGACGAACUCGCGAAGUCCGAUGAGGGUCACGCCCUGUGCAUACAUGCGUUCGCACGCCUCUGAUGCCUUAGUGUCGCUGGCAUCUGGGCCGACACCUACAGAUUCGACAGAUCCAACGGAGAGGUUUGUGUUGUGUCCGUGUCAUUUCAUCUUUGUGAAGCUUCUCACCAAUGCGCUGUGCCCCCUUCCCUAGAGUGCCACUCUGCAGCUUUUGCAGCAUGGCAAGAUCCACUCGAGGAGCGAAUGCAUCAGAUGACGACUGCAACACUCUCCGCGAGCGGUCAAAUGCACUCUCUGCAGUAACUGUCUCCUCCAGCUGGCCAUAAGACAGUGGGGCGGAGACGGGGGAUUCCUGGCCCAGCGUGUCUUGGCUGCCCCGAGAGAAAUUCGCGCCAAUGACGUCCUCCUGCAUAUGCAGCAUGUCCACAAAUGGGUCGUUUUCGCCAGAAGGCAAUGUGCGCAGCACAGGGGAGGCGGGAGGCGCCAUUCGGGUGGCUGACGACCACUCCACAGCAGCGACAAAGAAUACCGAGAGGAAAACGGCCAUUGGCGCCAUCCUGCAGUGCAGCAUCACGCGGUACGAAGAUGCGCCACUCAAAUCAGAUGCAAGCUGUGUGUGGGCGGACUUCACAAUCGACAGCUUGAGGACAAUGACGCAGUAGAGAGUCUAUCCUUGGCUCAGCUGCGGAAGACAUCAC